Molecule: messenger RNA, 915 nt
Organism: Marmota flaviventris (yellow-bellied marmot)
Lineage: Eukaryota; Metazoa; Chordata; Mammalia; Rodentia; Sciuridae
Gene: Nkx1-2
Product: NK1 homeobox 2
Biological process (GO): regulation of transcription by RNA polymerase II; cell differentiation
Cellular component (GO): nucleus
Molecular function (GO): RNA polymerase II cis-regulatory region sequence-specific DNA binding; DNA-binding transcription factor activity, RNA polymerase II-specific
Source: RefSeq, a predicted model, not a curated record
AUGCUGGCAUGGCAGGACGGAGGGGCCAAGGCGGCUCCCUCCCACCACAAGAUCUCCUUCUCGGUCCUGGAUAUUUUGGACCCGCAGAAGUUCACCCGCACUGCGCUCCCCGCCGCGCGCCUCGCUCCCCGGGAAGCCAAGAAAAGUUUGGCGGAGGUCGAAGCCGGGAAGGACACCAGACCUGGGAACCGGGUCCGACAGCAGGAGACCUUUGAUACUACUGGCCAAGGCGCCGGUCCAGCGUCCCCCCUUGAGGGUUCCGAGGCCGAAGAGGAAGAGGAGGACGCAGAGGACUCGGGACCUGCGCGCGCUCUGGUGGGCCCCGCGCGCCCCUCCGAGGUCCGGGCGGCGGUGUUGGCGGGUGGAGAGAGCAAAGCGGACGGCGAAGGCGCCCUCAUCGGCUGUCCCAGCUCUCCUGGUUCCCCGAGGCCUCGGCGCCGGCGAGCUGAGCCCAGCUGCGCCAAGCCGCGGCGAGCGCGCACCGCCUUCACCUACGAGCAGCUGGUGGCCUUGGAGAACAAGUUCCGGUCCACGCGCUACCUGUCGGUGUGCGAGCGUCUGAACCUAGCUCUGUCGCUCAGCCUCACUGAGACACAGGUCAAAAUCUGGUUCCAGAACCGCAGGACCAAGUGGAAGAAGCAGAACCCGGGCGCCGACGGCGCGGCGCAAGGGGGCGGCGGUGCGCCUCAGCCUGGGACGCCGGGAGCGGCAGGGGGCAGCGGUACAGGAGGCAGUCCCGGACCCCCAGGCCCCGGCACUCUUUCCUUCCAGACUUUCCCCUCCUACUCCGCAGCCAACGUCCUCUUCCCGGCCGCCACCGCUGCCGCCUCCUUCCCCUUGUCCGCCACCGGGACCCCCUUCGCGCCCUUUCUGGGGCCCUCCUACUUGACCCCAUUCUACGCCCCGCAUCUAUGA